AUGUCGCGUUUCGUGAUAAUCUCUCUAGCUCUCAUGGUUUUCAUCAACUCAUCAAGCAUCCCGAAGACAGCAGCCACUCCACCAGCCAGCUACCAAAACUACAAAACGUUCGUAAAAACAGCAUGCAACUCGACAACAUACCCUACAAUGUGCUUCAAAUUAUUGUCCCCAUACUGCUCCACCAUCAAAUCCGACCCAAUCAAACUCUGCACAACCUAUCUCAGCCUCAACGUCAAAGCCGCCACUAAAGCCACAUCAGUCGUCUCUAACCUUCUCAAAAAGGCCAAAGCCGCCUCGAGCCCCGAGGUCCCGACCCUCAAGGACUGCGUAGAUGAGAUGAAGGACACUGUGGAUGAGCUCAAGCAAGCCAUGGCCGAGAUGAAGAAUCUUAAAGGCGGAGGAAUUUCUAAGGAGGAGCAUUUAAAGAACGUGAAUACGUGGGUGAGCUCGGCGUUGACCGACGAGGGCACGUGUACGGACGGGUUCGAGGAAGGGAAAGUGAAUGUGGAGACGAAGAAGAAGGUGAAGAAGGCUGUUACUGACCUUUCAAGGAUCACAAGCAAUACUUUGGCCCUUAUCACUAAUUAUCUACGUUACUGA
Thlaspi arvense is the source of this 600-nucleotide messenger RNA. NCBI's taxonomy places the organism in Eukaryota, Viridiplantae, Streptophyta, Magnoliopsida, Brassicales, Brassicaceae. The record is from the annotation of a GenBank genome assembly.